GGCGGCUGUCAAACGAGGUAAUUCGCACAACUUGGUCAACCUUGUGGGCUGAAUGGUGUGAUGUGCGUGCACUGGGGUGUCCGCCGAUGCGGGGUUGGGGGCAUCCAGGUGACAUUACCUGCCCAGAUUUUGGGUCCCCUGUCCGGAUGACGAGCCCAAUAGUUGAACAUGUCAGGACAGCAGAGGAGCUGCGCAGGGACCGCCAAUAUUAUUGAGGUGAAGAGCAAAUUUCGGACUGAGUACCGCCGCUUUGGGCUUCAGCAGGCCAGUGCCACCGGAUUCCAGGAGUUCUACAAGCUGCUGCUAUCCAUCCACCGGAUUCCAGGCCUCGACGUCUUCCUGCCCUAUGUGGACUUUCACGGAAAGCUGUUUCCUAUCAACAACGAUGAUAGUUUCCGCAGGGCUGUGUCCUGUGCGCAGCCCUUACUCCGGGUCAUUCUACAGCACAAAGAUGAUGAGCCUCGGACCUUCAUGAAGAAGAAGAAAGGAUCGGGGGCAAAAGCUAAGGGAAAACCCCGCUCAGGACUGCUGAUUGGACCUCCCAUGGACUUCCACUUGGUGUCCUCCAUCAUCGACGUAGACAUCUUGCCCGAGACUCUCAGGCGUGUGCGACUACACAAACACAGCUCCAACAAGACGCUGGGCUUCUACAUCCGCGAUGGACAGACCGUGCGCCUCACCCCACAGGGUGUGGAGAAGGUAUCAGGCAUCUUCAUCUCCCGGGUGGUGCCUGGUGGCCUGGCGGCGAGCACAGGGCUGCUGAGCGUCGACGAUGAGGUCGUGGAAGUGAACGGCAUCGAGGUGGCGGGCAAGUCUCUGGACCAGGUGACGGACAUGAUGGUGGCCAGCAGUCACUGCCUGGUCAUCACGGUGAAGCCAGCCAACCAGUGUAACAGUAUGGCUCACUUGAGCAGCAGACCCCCUGAUUCUGCCCACAGCCCUGCUUCCAAAACUCAGCUCAUAAGCAGUGCCAUGGAUGGUGAGUGUGACAAUGAGGAGCAUGACAUCAUCAUUGAGACUGAUGGCUUGUCACCUUCCUUACCAGUUCCUGCUGUAGCCAGUGGUGACGGAGACUAGAGAGACAGAUCUGUCUAACCCUCAUUGUUAGAACUUUGACUCUCCCCCUGGCACCGGCUAUGUAUGUAUGUGCAUUUGCGUGUACGGAUACUGAAGUGCAUGUUGGACACAGGAAAGCUACAAGAGAAGUCAAGUCAACUAGCGUCAAUGAAGGCUGUUCUUUGAUGGUGACAGGAAUAACCAAUCAGACAUUAAUACACAGACAUAACUGGACAUACAUCUACUGCUCCCCAAGAAAUGUCAUGAUCUCCGGAUGGAGUUGGAGAUUCCAAGGCCUUGCUGUGGACGGCGAUAUGCUCAAGAGGCAGAUGCCUCCUUCCGUGUUACCAGCAGGCCUUCGCCCGAGAUCUCUGGCAGGUUCUGGAUGCUGAGACAGGAUGGAACUUUUCAUUGGUUGCCUGCAAAUAAAUUAAAGGGUAAUCAUUGGCUGUAAGAAAAGUGCACGGGGGGGGGGGGGGGGGGUAGAGGCAAUACAAAUAUACAGGUAUGGACCUGUUCAGGAGCUGAGAAGAAGUAAAACACAAAGAAGACUGAGGCUUACCUGGGCAGGUUGGAAGUUCCUAAGGAUUCGCAGCUUUAACUUAUUGAUAAAAAAGAACCCAAGACCUACACAUUCACCCCCUCGUACUGAAUGGACUCACAGAAAAGGGUCACAUUUGCCGUGGGGGGGGGGGGGGG
Molecule: messenger RNA, 1755 nt
Organism: Brienomyrus brachyistius
Lineage: Eukaryota; Metazoa; Chordata; Actinopteri; Osteoglossiformes; Mormyridae
Product: partitioning defective 6 homolog alpha-like
Exons: 3
Coding region: 169-1077 (302 amino acids)
Biological process (GO): establishment or maintenance of cell polarity; regulation of cellular localization; centrosome cycle
Cellular component (GO): cell cortex; apical plasma membrane; nucleus
Molecular function (GO): protein kinase C binding
Source: RefSeq, a predicted model, not a curated record